UCAGUCUAUCGGGCGGCCUCGCGCGCGCUGGCAUACUAAUAAAUUGCUUAUACACAAAAGCCGAUUUUCACGCCUCUAAUCGCGCGAGAGCUCGAUCCGCGGCCUGCGCCUCGCGAUUUCCGCUCCCCCGAAUCUCCACCCCUCACCCUGCCCUACCGCCAACACCCCCAGGGAAGAAAGCGAAAAAUCGGGUGCUGGGAGAGAGAAUGAGAGAGAGAGAGAGAGAGAGACUGAAAAAUUGUAGAAAAAGAAGGAAGAAUGUUUAAUCGUCGAUCCGCGGUUUAAUCGAGAAAAAAAUAAUAAAUAAAUAAAUAUUGUACCAAUUUUUUUUUUUUUUUUGCACCGCAUUUCGCACGAAAAUUCAGUUACCUCGAAUAUUUAAUUAUCGUUUUUUAACUUCUGUUUCGAGUCACUGUUUAUCGGAACAGACGAAAAAUAUCCACUAACAAGGAUCGUUCGACGUUCCCGCCCUCACUGAGCUAACUCUCUUUGCACCCGUAGGGAUUUGGAUUAAACGGUGACUGGGAGAGAGAAGAGAGGGAGAGAGAGAGAGAGAAAGAAAAAGAGAGAGAGGCGCGGACACCCCCCACCACGAAUAUCAUCUUCCCUCUCCGUGCCCCCUUCCAAACUGAAGGCGGGGGUUCACUCCCGCGCAUCGAAACGACACGCGGGGUUCGCCUAAGACUCGGAGAACACGGUGGACUCCGACGUAUCACGGUGCAGACUGAAAAGAGCGGCUCUACUUGCGGACUUCUGACUGCGGAUAUCGUAAUCGACGCUCGUACCUGCAGCGAGAUAACGCCGAGAUAUCAAAGAGGGAAGAGGAGGAGGAGGAGGAGGAGGACAGGAAAGGAAGGACAAGCGAUUCGAAUUUGUUUGAAACUUUUUUUUCAUCUCUGACGCUGUUUUUUUUUUUUUUUUUUUUUAUUUUUUUGGAUCCUUUCUCUCUCGUUCGUUCAUCUGUUUUUCAAUCGCAAAAGAGAGAGAAGAAAAACAAAAAGAAACAAAAACAAGCCCGAGACGAAACGAGACGAAGAAUAAUUAUUGUAAAGUACGAGUCUGCGGAGCGGAAGGAAGGGAUAACGGAAGAAGGAAGAGGAUGUAAAAUCGUUUGUCAAUUUGUUCGAACGUCUUGCGCCGCAGUUUUGUUCUUGUUCGUUUAUUUAUUUAUUUUCAACCGAACUACGAUACUGUAUUGUCCGUAUGGGAAGGAUGCCGAAAGGCAACGUCGCAUGCGGCGAGAUUUGCGGAGAGGGGGGAAGGGGGGUGUUUGUUUUUCUCUCGGAUUUCUUCAAUCUACUUUGCGUAUAACUGGUCCCGUGCGUGCGAUUGCCAAAAAUUUCACACGAGAGUACAACUGUGUGUUUCGAGAACGCCGAGGAAAAAAUACAUUCGCAAUUUAAAAACAGAAUAAAACGUAAUAAAUAAUUGAAAAGGAGAAAACAAAAAAAAAAAAAAACAAAUACGUGAAACGAACGAAAAGAGAAGGUGCUGGAACGAGAAAUCUUAAUCAUGGUAUUAGUGCGACUAUUUUAUACACAUAUGUUACGUACAUACCGCAGUGACAUUAACUCUCAUUAACGCCCGUAAAUAUAUUGCGUAUACGCUCAUAAAAGGUUAUCUUCGUUCGUUCGCGGUAAAAGGAAAAGAAAAAAAAACAACAAAAAACAAAAAAAAAAAAAAACGGAAAGAUAAAUAAAAUAAAAGAAAUAAGAAAACGACUCGCAAAGAUUAAAGUUUUAUCAUUACCAACGUCAACUAAUGCAGCGAAACGAAUCUCGCAACGAGGAUCGUUAUACUCUGUGAGAUUAAUCGACUUUCAUGCACCGUGCAAAGUGAAUUGAAAAACGUGGUGCGUAAAAAUCUUUGACACUGAGAGAAAAUGAGUUAAACUGGUUCGAGUAAAAAUUUGACGUACCGAUCGUGAGUCGAGUUUGAACAUUAAACAGCGCGCCAUCGGGAUCAUAGAUUUGGCGGGAAAAUUUAAACCACGUAAAAUAAUUGGUACAUCGAUACGUUACGCUGCUCGUGAGAUUACGCUGGGUUCGAUCGAAUUUCGACGGAGAGAAUAAACCGCUUGAUCGGUAUGACGGGAAUGCAGAAUGCGCGUUUUGUUGAUAAGUUUGUACGUCGCGACGGAAUUGUAAUAAACCGGAGAGUGUGAAUUAUCGCGAGUGUGUAACAUCCGCGGAGAUUCCGUUCGGUGUCUAAAAAUACCCGUUAUAUGUAGUAUAACGCACAUGCAUAUAUGUAUGCGUAUGUGUGCGUGAAUAAGAGUAUGCGCGUUUCAUGAGAGAGGAGAGAAACGAGUGGCGUAAGAAAAGGAAAAGGUGAAAGAGAAAGAAGGAGAAUAUAAGAAAUAAAAAAAAAACAAAAAAAAAAAAAACGGAGGUACAGUGGAAAUAAGGCGUAUAAAAAUACGUGAAUCGUAAAAGAAGCAAGAAACCGGGUAUACGUGGUGGAGAUAAAAAUAACAGAAGAGAAAAUAACGUAAAGAAGAACGCGAGGAGGCAUCGGAGAAAGGUGGAGGAGGAGAGGGAAAAAGAGGAAGAGGCAUUGAAGGAAAAGGAAAGGAAAAACCGCCUCAAGAAAUGUUCGGCGUGCCGCGAAUACCGCCUUAUUACAUACCGCACCGAUGGUUAACCGAGUAUUUGUAUCAAACUUUGUACCGCAGCUGCAGCAACGCCGGAGCCCACUAAUUUUUACACGGUAAAUCAGCCGAGGAACGCGGGAAUAAAAGUGUAAAACUCUUGAGCGAUAUUGUGACAAGACGUUUCGAAUGAAGAUCAGCGGAAACGGAGUCGAUGAAUGAAAAAAAAAAAGAAAAACGACUUUCUACACCGCGGCGAAAAAUAGACGAAUCCGUUCUCCGGAAGUGUAAAAAUAGCAAGUGUUGAGUAACACGUAAUAAAACGGAGAGAGAUAAAGAGAGAGAGAGAGAGAGAGGAAGUAAAUUUUCCCGACUACGAUCGUCUCGAAUUUUCACCCUCGUGAAAAAACCAGUCUCUUGUAUUAUUUUUUAUUUACUUUCCGUUUGGAUGAUAAUAUUCGUUCACAAGCAGGGGAGAUUCGUGAAUAAUAGUUACGGUAACGAUAUCGCUAAAAGGAAUAAAUCAUUCGAAGGGCAGAUGAGAUGUGAUAAUAAAGAGGGACGCGCAUUGGCAAGGAGCAUCCCGGGAAGAUCCUGCGAUUUCCGGAGGCUGCGUAAUAUCACCUCCGAUUCGGGGGCGGCUGUUCCGUCGGGUUUCUGGCGCUGGGCGCCUGCGAUGACGGCUUUGCGACGGGGUCGCGCAAAACCCCGCUUAAACUUCACCCUCCUGCUGUCCCUCCUCGCCGCCCUAUUGCACGCACAAUCUGCAACAGGCGGUAUCUGUUGGUCUUCUAUCCGGAACGGCAGAUGCACGGAAUUACUGGCACAAGGAAUAUCCCGGAAGGAUUGCUGCGCCUCGAACACCGCAGCAGCGACUGCCUACUCCGAUGAAGACUUGGACAGCGGUACCCUCUUCUUCUGGAGGGUUUUAGGGGGCGGCGUGCCCUGCCGGCCUUGCCGAGAAACUUGCACGGAGGUUCGCUGCGAGGAGGGAAAGAAGUGCAUCGUUCGUCGGGGGCGGCCGAGGUGCGUUUGCAAUUCUGAUUGCAAGGCGCCAAGAGGUGGUGGAGGUCCGGUUUGCGGAACGGACGGACGGAGCUACCGGAGUCUUUGCAGGCUUAAGAAACGGGCCUGCAGGAAGGACAGCCACGACCUGGCCGUCGCUUACAAUGGCCACUGUCAAAGUUCGUGCACGGGGGUGCGUUGCGGUCCGGGUCGAAGCUGCCUCCUCGACCAAAACCUGAGUCCGCACUGCGUGAAGUGCGCCCGGAGGUGUCCAGCCCCCUCGGUUCAGGGCCGUCACGGACUUCCCGGGAUUCACGAGGCCCUUCAGGCCGCAGGGAAUCGGCCGGUAUGCGGAGCCGACGGAAACACCUACAAGAGCGCCUGCCAUCUCCGACUCGCGGCCUGCAGAGCUGGACGAGCCAUUCCCAUCGCUUAUAAAGGACGAUGCAAACAGGCUGCAAACUGUUCGAGCAUCCGAUGCCGAGAGGGUCAGACGUGCUUGACGGAGAUGGGAUCUGGCAGGCCAAGAUGCGUGACCUGCAGCUACCGAUGUCCUCGGAGACGCAACCGGAACCCGUCUUCGUCCCCGUCCUCGGCCGCCGCAACCCCCCAGUACUGCGCCUCCAAUAAUAUAACCUACCCCAGCUGGUGUCACAUCGUUAAGGAUGCCUGCCUGACGGGUUUCGUACUGGAGACCCUUCAUCCAGGACCCUGUAACCUUUACGACGCUGCGAUUCACGCAGAUGGGAACAACACGUCACUCGCUUACGACGUAGAGCUGGCCGAAAACUCGUCGAGGGUGAAGGAAAGCGGAGCUCCAAGACGCGAGUCGCGAGUUCUGUGACGAUGCUAAACGGCGGCCGUCGAAACUAGAGGGUUUUGACCGGUUCUGGACACCAAAGAGAGCGACGACCGCGUAUCUAAUACGCCAACAUACGGAUAAUCUCUUAUCAAGCUGCAGUCACGUGACCCCCGACGGCGAGUGUAACGCCCGCAAUAAUAUCUCGCCUGCUGCAGUGACGUUAAAUCAAUUUUUAAGUAUUCGAAAUGUAGCGACUUAGAUAGACCAGUAAUUCAAAGUUCUUAAGUUUAGUAUUUAUUUAAUUAAUCGAUUAACUCGUCGACGACGAUACCGUAUCUCUAUUGUAAGUAUAUACAUCGUAUACACCGUUAUCCGAUCCACCCCAUCUUAUACUCUUUUGUAUUUUUUUUUUUUUUUUUUUCAUCUCAUAUAUUAUACACGAAAAAUGUAACGCGAGGUCCGAUUCUACCGGAAAUCAGAAGCGGAUUGACAAGCAUUGUUCCGAAUAACCAAGACCGGAAAAACGCGCUACAAGAAUCGAGAAAAAAAAAACAAACACAUCGCCGACAGUUGAAUUACGAGACAAGAUAGCGGACAUUAAAAGUGA
Messenger RNA from Neodiprion virginianus, 5004 nucleotides. Its product is annotated as follistatin-A. The record is from RefSeq and is a predicted model, not a curated record. Gene Ontology annotation, molecular function: calcium ion binding; extracellular matrix binding; protein binding. Bases 3039 to 4439 code for a protein of 466 amino acids. Gene Ontology annotation, biological process: anatomical structure development. Lineage: Eukaryota; Metazoa; Arthropoda; Insecta; Hymenoptera; Diprionidae. The transcript has 6 exons.